UAUUAUGAAUACAAAUAUUAUUUUAUAGAAAAGUUAAAUUGUUUGGUUAUUAAAGUAGUUAAAAUGCCAAGUUCAUACUUAUAUGCUAUAAACAAUGAGGGGCGCGUAUUUGGAUUGUCAACAUCUGGAAACAUGUGGAGAGAAUUCAUGUACUUGGGUCUUGAGUUUAAACAAUUAUCAGCAGUACCACAUUUCAUGUGGGCUAUAGGUGGUGAUCGUCAAGUUUAUGUACAUGUACAUGGUUUAGAUGUACCCAUAAGAAUUAAGGAAGAAAUAUAUGAAAACGAACGUUGGCUUCCUUUAGAAGGAUUUAGUGGAAGAUUAUUACCUACAGAUAGAUAUAAUUUUUCUGAUCAAGAUGGUACUGUUGACCGUAGCAGAGAUAAAGUAAAAUUACCAUCUAUGGCUUGGCAAUGGGAAGGUGAUUGGCAAAUAGAAACUACAUUGGAUGGUCAACCAUUAGAUCAUGAUGGAUGGACAUAUGCAGUUGAUUUUCCAGCUACAUAUACAACAAAAAAACAAUGGAAAUCUUGUGUUAGAAGAAGGAAAUGGGUUCGAUAUAGGAGAUAUAGUGCUAUGAAUUCAUGGUGUGCUAUUGCACCUCUUCAUAAAGAUGCAACUAAAGAACCUUUUAUUGAUAUAUCUGUGGGUGGAAAUCAAAUACCUGGUGGUAAUCCCGGAUGUUUAAUAGUUUGGGCAGUAACUGCUCAUGGCAGGGUAAUGUUUCGUGUUGGAACUAGUACUACUUGUCCUGAAGGUCAAAGAUGGAGUACUAUAAAAUUGGCAAAUGGAUAUGAAGUGUGUCAAAUUACUGUUGGAAUGACUGGUCUUGUGUGGGCAGUGUUAAUGAUUGGUAAAGCAAUUGUGCGUACAGGUGUGACUAGAGAAUAUCCAAUGGGUGAAGAUUGGGUAGAAGUUGAUCCACCACAAAAAGAUUUAAAAUUAGUACAAGUUAGUAUAGGUACAGAUGCUGUAUGGGCUAUAACACAAGAUGGAGGAGUAUGGUUUAGAAAAGGUAUUAAGGGUGAAAUGAGUGGAGUUUGUGAACAAAUGGCUGUUGGAACUGGAUGGGUGGAAAUGUUAAGUAAAAUGUCAUUGGUAUCGGUUGCUCCAAAUGAUCAGGUUUGGGCUAUAGGCCAUGAAGAUAGAUGUUUAUAUUAUCGCGCUGGUAUUACACAAUCAGAAUUAACGGGUAAAAAAUGGAGAUUAAUAAAUGCACCUCUUCAACUUAGUCGAGCAAGUAGUAACGCUAGUUUAUCUUCGAGUAAUAGACAUAGUAUGUGUGGUACCCCACAACAACAAAGGCAUCAAAGUUGGGGAUCAUUGAAUCGACCACAUAGUACUAGUGAAGGUACUACAUUGAUUAGAGAGUGGGAAGAACAAUCUCGUUCUGCACCAACACCAACAUCAUUAAAAUUAUGGCAACGUGUAAAUGAUGGUACUUCUACAAAGAAUCCACAGCAAACGUCUUUCCAAGAUAUAUACUUAAAUGAAGAUAAAAAACGAUCAGCAAAUUCAUUAGAUAUGAAUGAUUUAACCGAAGCUAGCGUUGCUAAUAUAACUAUAUCGAAUGAAUCAUUGACUAAAACUGGAGAAUCUAUUGUAGUAUCUGGAAAAGGAAUGGGCAAUGUUGUUAAGAUCAAUCCAGCUGCAUGGAGUCCCGUUCAUUCAGUCGGUUCUAUGGUAGGUGUCGAAGCUCAUCCGGAAACGGAUGGAAGUAUUUUCGAUCCUGACUUGACCAGUGAUUCAGGUGUUUAUGGAGAAGAUGAAAGCUCUGGGGCAAUGUAUUGGGCUGAAUGUGAUACCUCUUGGUAUAAAGUAGAAGCUGGAGCAUGUUUUGUUGAUUUAUCUAAUCCUCCAAAAUGGAUUGCAGAUUCAAAUGGUACAAGUCAUGGGGAUGUAGCAGAGACAUGGAGAAUAUAUAUUUUGGAGGAAUUAAAAAAAAGAUUACAAAAAGUACAAUUUGAUCCAUCAAUAUACGAAAAAGUAGUUGAAAAAUCAUCUUGGGUAAAAAAUGGUAAUGCAAAAUGCAAAGUUAAGGGCGGUACUUCAUAUGAAGAUUGUGUUAUUGAAUUAGAAUGGAUAAGUAGUAAUAGUGGUUUUUUAGAUUCAGGAAUUGUAACUAUUUUAAAUUCGGAUGGAGCAACAACAAUUAUGCAAUUUCCUGUCUCUGAAAUUAUGUGUGUAGUUUGCUGUAGUGAACCAGGUAAUCCACGAAUAGCGAUUCAUACUCCUCGAAUGCCACGUUCUAAAGUUCUUAGAUUGCAAUUUUCUAGCGAUACUGAAAUGGAAGAUUGGUUAGCACAUUUAACAUCAGUUUCUUGUCAAAUGAAUAAUGUUUAUGGAAAACCUAGUCCUAAUACAAUAUGGGCUACUACUGCAUUAGGAGAUGUGUAUGUAUAUGAUCCUGCUAUUAUAGAAGAAAAUCAGUUUAUUAAUGGUGCUUAUGUGCAAGAAUUAGAUGUUGUUGGAAAAGAAUUACCUUUUGAGUGUAUUUUGCAAAAUGGUUUUGGAUAUGGUAGUUCUUUAAAAAUUACUGCUUGUAUUCAUGAUGAUGCUGAUAGGCUAUCAUUCAAUUUUGUCUGUUAUUCAAUGAUGUCUUUAAAACAAAAAUCUGUAAUGGAUUGUCAUGAUGUAGCAUUACAUUUUAAUCCAAGAUUAAAAGAAAAUAUUAUUGUGCGAAAUACAUAUCAAAAUGGACAAUGGGGCGAUGAAGAAAGAAACGGAGAUAUACUAUUAAAACCUGGUUCUAAUUUCACAUUAAAUAUUAUAUGUGAAACUCGAGGAUAUAAAAUUUAUAUCGAUGAUAAGGAAUUUACUUUUUAUAGUCACAGAAUAUUGCCACAAAGUAUUACUCAUUUACGGAUUAAAGGAUUGAUGACAUUAUGCAGCAUAUUGUAUAAAUCUACAUCUAUAAUUAUUGAUCCAAUUACAAUGUUUUGGAGACAAAUGGGUGGACAUUUGAAAAAGGUUGAAACUUGUUCUGUUGGUGUAACAUGGGGAAUAGGAUAUGAUAAUAUUGCAUGGGUAUAUACUGGUGGUUGGGGUGGUUUAUUCCUGAAAGGAUUAGAUAGUAGUACGGGAAUAAAUACUAUGGUAGAUACUCAUAAUUAUUAUGUUUAUGAAAAUCAACGUUGGAAUCCAGUAACUGGAUAUACUUCUCAUGGUCUUCCAACGGAUCGUUAUAUGUGGAGUGAUGCAUCUGGACGUCAUAAACGUACCCGAGAACAUACUAAAUUAUUAUCGAUGCAAUGGCAUUGGGUGUCAGAUUGGAUAGUAGAUUUUCAUACUCCUGGAGGUGUUGAUAGAGAUGGUUGGCAAUAUGCUACAGAUUUUCGUUCUCAAUAUCAUGGUAAAAAACAAUUUACCGAUUAUGUUAGAAGAAGACGAUGGUUUCGAAGAUGUCAAUUAACAACUAGUGGACCUUGGCAAGAAUUAGGAAAUACAAAAUUGAUUGAUGUUUCUUUAUAUGCAACUGACAAACCUGGUUCAGAUACUCCUGUUUAUAUAUGGGCAGUUGCCUCUAAUGGUGAAGCUUUAUUUAGAAGAGGUGUUUCAGAAUCAUGUCCAAUGGGAGUUUCAUGGGAACAUAUACCAAGUGAUCAAGCUUUAGUAGGUAUUUCGUGUGGUCCUUGUGGACAAGUUUGGUCUGUUGGAAAGAAUGGUUCCUCUUAUUGGAGAUUAGGUAUUACUUCUGUAAAACCAACAGGAAUACAAUGGCAGAAUGUUGAACCACCUGCAGGUGCUCAUUUAAAACAAAUUUCUGUUGGGAAAAACGAAGUGUGGGCCUUAGAUACAAUAGGUAGAUUACACAUACGACGGGAUGUACAGGUGAAUGUUUUUCCAGAGGGAACAUAUUGGCAAACGCUUCCUGUGAUGCCGAAUGAUCCUAUACAUAUAGAUAUGUCCGUUGCAAAUGCGAAACAAGGUUUUCGACACGUUGCUGUUGCAAGAGAACAAGGCCAAGUUUGGGCAAUUUCAGGUGCUGGUAUACUUUGUCGUAGAAUAGGUAUUACUGAUGACAAUCCAGCUGGAACUGGUUGGGCAACUGGUAUAGGGGCAAAUUGGCAGUAUAUAAGUGUGGGAAGUCUUAUAAAUAAAACUAAAUGAAGAACUAAUUUUCAAAUGGAAAACUAAUUAUUAAUUAACAGAUAUGCAAAAUAUUAAUUAAAGAUAUAACACGUUAAUAUCUAAGAAUAUAAUACUUUAUUGUUUAGUUUCUUUAUAUUUUUCAAAAAUAAAAAAAAUCAAUGCGUAUGCAUAUGAUAUGUAGCUAUAUUUAUACAUAUGAUAUGGCUUAGCUGUUGCAAUUGAUUCAAUUUUAUGAUACAAGCUUGAUACUAUAAUAUAUUUCAUAAGUAACAGAGAUAUUAUUUUAUCUAAAACGUACAAAGAACAAUAAUAUGAAAUUAAUUGUUCGUAUUACUUUCAUUUAUAUUCUAAUAGAUAUAAAUACAUAUAAAGAAAAUAAUAUUAAUGAGAUUAUUUAUACACGUCUAUAAACUCUACUUAUAUAGUUUUAUUAAAAUUUUAUAUCAAAUGAAUCAAAAAAACAUUCCAAAUAUGUGCAUUUAAAU
Apis mellifera (honey bee) is the source of this 4577-nucleotide messenger RNA. It is a transcript of the gene Pex23, whose product is annotated as tectonin beta-propeller repeat-containing protein. Bases 64 to 4110 code for a protein of 1348 amino acids. The record is from RefSeq and is a predicted model, not a curated record. Gene Ontology annotation, molecular function: carbohydrate binding. The transcript is spliced from 24 exons. NCBI's taxonomy places the organism in Eukaryota, Metazoa, Arthropoda, Insecta, Hymenoptera, Apidae. Gene Ontology annotation, cellular component: membrane.